AUGUCUCAGACCAACAUAUCUAGUCAGACAUAUGCGAUGCCGAAGUGGCAGUACAAGUCGGCAUUUGAUGCAGCUCAGCAAAUUUAUCGCAAUGAGGGCAUAUUAGCCUUCUAUUCAGGUUUAACACCGGCCCUUCUCGGCCUAUCGCAGCUUGCAAUCCAAUUUCCUCUUUACGAGACGCUAAAGAGAGGACUAACAGGGUCAGGGCUUGGUGAAAUCAAAGACUGCCAAAAUAAAACCUCGGGGAUUAUAGCCGCCGGAUUCCUGAGUAAGAUAGUUUCCACGUCUUUGGCGUACCCUCACGAAGUUAUCCGAACACGGCUUCAAACCCAGCAGAUUUUGAAAUCUUCUACACCGUUAUACCAACGGUAUACAGGGAUUGUGCAAACCGCCCGAACUAUUUGGUUGGAAGAGGGGUGGCAUGCUUUAUAUGCAGGCUUCGGGACAAAUUUGAUGCGAGCUGUACCAGCCUCGAUAGCCACCAUGUUGGUCUACGAGAAUAUGCUCAGUAAAUUAACUGAGCUUAAAGCCAAUGGGGAAAGGAAAUUGGGUUGGUAA
Aspergillus pseudonomiae is the source of this 558-nucleotide messenger RNA. RefSeq names its product mitochondrial carrier domain-containing protein. Gene Ontology annotation, molecular function: pyrimidine nucleotide transmembrane transporter activity. The record is from RefSeq and is a predicted model, not a curated record. Gene Ontology annotation, biological process: pyrimidine nucleotide import into mitochondrion. The coding region runs from base 1 to 558 and encodes 185 amino acids. NCBI's taxonomy places the organism in Eukaryota, Fungi, Ascomycota, Eurotiomycetes, Eurotiales, Aspergillaceae. Gene Ontology annotation, cellular component: mitochondrion. The transcript has a single exon.